Molecule: messenger RNA, 381 nt
Organism: Leptosia nina
Lineage: Eukaryota; Metazoa; Arthropoda; Insecta; Lepidoptera; Pieridae
Source: the annotation of a GenBank genome assembly
AUGAUUCUGAAUAAUAAUGGUCUAGAAAUUGAGACCGUCGUGGAAGCCACUUGUAGAUUCAGCGCAGUCCAAGAGUUAUUGUCGAGAGCGCGCAUUGGGAUGCUCGGCGCGGCGCGCUUCGUGCGGCAGCGUGGCGCGCUAGAAAGGUGGACGUGCUCGCCCGUGCGAACGCUUCGCUUCCAUGCUCGCCUGGUACCUGCAGAGCUACUGGAAUACUUGGAAAAUGUGUCCGAACACGUUGUUCAGCGAACAUUCUCGACUUUGGCUGCUGAUGACCUUCGAAGCCAGCUAGCGGUGAAGAAAAGGGGGGGCGCGUGUCACGUAGCUAUCAGAUCGCCGCCUGGCGCCGCCCGCGAUGACUCUCAUGCAAAUCGCAUUUAA